This is a messenger RNA of Uranotaenia lowii, 3410 nucleotides long. Its product is annotated as transmembrane protease serine 9-like. Bases 91 to 2817 code for a protein of 908 amino acids. The record is from RefSeq and is a predicted model, not a curated record. Gene Ontology annotation, molecular function: serine-type endopeptidase activity. Gene Ontology annotation, biological process: proteolysis. Lineage: Eukaryota; Metazoa; Arthropoda; Insecta; Diptera; Culicidae. The transcript is spliced from 13 exons.
AUUGCUGAUCGCUAGUUGUUUGUUGCUGCUUAUUUAGUGUAUACAGUAUCAUUGGAAAGUUCGUUUGCAUUUUGAAAGCGGCUGCUAACAAUGAAGCUGCGUUUACAAUCCGAGCUAUCAGCGGUUUGCUUUUUGCUACUUCUGGCUGCUAACGAUGUCUGGGGUAAACUGUUUCCCAUUAACCCUUUCCCGCUAACUGCUGGGUUCGAAAUGUUCCCAAACGAGCGACUUUCAUUGGAUGACUGUCACUUAAGGUAUCACAAAUAUGGUCGAAUUGGUUUGGUGGCCCCGGCCUUCGGAGAACCUGCUUAUCUCAAGGAGUUUGCGCACAUGGCUGCGAUCGGUUGGACCGAAGGAGGAAGAAUCAACUGGAAGUGUGGAGGGUCAUUAAUCUGGGACAACUGGAUUCUAACGGCUGCUCACUGCGCUAUCGAUGACGCUAACAAGGAACCUGAUGUGGCUAGACUUGGAGACAUUAACAUUUACAGCAAUGAAGAUGACAUGUAUGCACAACAAUUAGCAAUAGUAAAAGUAAUUCGUCAUCCCAUGCACCGUUUCUCGGCUUCCUAUUACGAUGUGGCGCUCCUAAAACUUGCCGCCAAAGUUAAACUUCAUCCAACGGUUGCGCCUGCGUGCUUGUGGCGGGAGUCCGAUGUACCAUUUCCGGUUAUGGAAGCCACCGGCUGGGGAGACACUGGAUUCGCCCAAGAUCCGACGCCAAUACUGCUCAAAGUUAGAUUGAGGCCGGUGACCAACGGAGAAUGCAGCAAAACCUAUGGUUCCGAGCGUAAACUCAGAAACGGAAUCGUAGAUCAUCAGCUCUGUGCCGGCGACGUGAAAAUGGAUACCUGCCCCGGUGAUUCCGGUGGACCACUGCAAAUGAAACUGCUACAUAAUGGUCGAAUCACACCGUUCAUCGUUGGAGUCACUUCCUUUGGGGCAGCUUGUGGCACAGGAUCCGCCGGGGUGUAUGCAAGAGUUUCAUCUUUUCACGAUUGGAUAUUGGACACCCUACGCAAGGAGGAAAAUGUCGAAAGCUGGCGCUUGGAACCGGUCGGCUGUGCGCUGCGAUAUGCAGUAUUGAGAGAUUUCGAGGACGAUGUUGUUGUUUCACGCUCCGAAAAUUUCAUUUCUCUCAACUCAGACCUAGCUCACAUGACUUUUGGAUACGAUGAUAUAGUGCAUAAGGUUGACAUCGGUUUUCGAAACGUUCCCGCUAGAGGUAAAGCUAACUGUAGUGGAAUUCUUAUUGCCGAUGAUGCAGUUCUAACACUCGCAGAGUGUACUACUUCUGCAGGAGUUCCUGCAUCCCACAUUACUGUCGACGGCAUGGAGGAAGCGGUUUCGGAAGCUAUCACCCAUCCCGAGUAUACAACUGGUUCGAUGUACAACAAUAUUGCGGUGCUGAAGCUUCGAAACCGAAUUAAAUUUUCCAGAAACGCCAAACCGGCCUGCAUAUGGCACUCGUUCGAUAUUCCUUCCCCUCAAUUACAGGUGGCCGGGGUAGGACGGAGAGAUAUCAACGAUUUCGCUCAAUACGGCGAAGUUGAUGGACUACCAUUGAAUUCAACAAUAGUAAAUCUUAUGCCCAGGGCUAAUGUUAACACCCGUCAAAACUGUUCAAUAGCUCCAGAGUUUCAACAAAAAUUGACGAGGGGCUUGGCAAGAGAACAUCUCUGCGUCGGUAACCAAUUGUUCCUGGUCCCAGAUUCCUGUGAGCUGAGCUACGGCGCCACGAUGCAAAUGCCAAUGUGGCGUGCCGGUCGUUACUUCUACUAUGCUUACGGCCUCAACUUGUUCGGGAAGAAUUGUGGUUUUGGUGAAGCGGCUGUAUCUACUCGACUGAUAGCGCACAUAGAUUGGCUGAAAUCGGUUCUGCUACCCAGCUUCCGUCACCGGGAUAGUGCCGUACAAUUUAUCAACGUGGAUCUGGAUGAAGGAGAUUCCUGUGAGUACGACAAUGACACAAGCGUCCGUGCGGUUUGCACUAACUACCAACAGUGUCCCAAGGUAUGGCAGGACUUCCAAGCCGGGAAGGUAAUCCAUUUCUGUUCUGAAAAGCGGCUCAUUUGUUGUCCGAGUAUGUAUGUUCAAACACCUCGAUCAAGGAGCGGCGAGCUGGACACGUGUGCGAUGAACUAUCGUUCUCUGCAUGGAACGUCGAAUACUGUCCAAGGUGACAAAGGACUACCGCAAAUCAUCACUCUUCGUGGACGAAACUCCGACGGUUGCUUAGCGUCUCUGAUAACCAACCAAGUAGCGCUGACAUCCGCCAGUUGCGUUUCAUCUAGGAGUGGAGGUCCGUCGGAAGCGCAACUAAACGAUGGAAGCAUGGUCCCGAUUGAAAAAAUCACUCCACAUCCAAGCUACAGCAAUGCCGAAAAAAAGCAUGAUAUUGCGUUGGUUAAAUUGGGUCGACAAAUAACUCCAACGGACAACGUUUUUCCGGCUUGUCUCUGGAUGAACCUAACUCACACUCCCCUUAACCUCAAGCUUAUCAAUGAAGCUGAUUCCUCGAAAACUACCCAUGAAGUGGUUCCGAUGUACAACACCGAUUGUCAACGAGACUAUCGCGCCAAAAUCGGACUUGAGCAGCUUUGCAUCGAUGAACUCGACAUCGGAUCGUACCAAACUUGUCACCGUCCUGGGGACCAGCUGGUCUGGAUGGGUCCCGACACUUUGCCAUUGAUGCCUGACACCAAGAUGACCCCGUUCCUAGUUGGAUUCUAUAGCUUCGGAGAAAAUUGUCAACAGGGUGUCCCAGCUGUGUUCACAAGAGUUGCAGUUUAUGUCGAUUGGAUUCGCGAGAAUCUUUAGAAUAUUCUAUUAUUUCUAUUCUAUGGAAUCUGAAGUAAUCUGAUAUGGGAUAUCAGGUAAGCUCGGAUUCUCCAAUAACGAUCAAAUAUAUUAGCUUAUUGAGUAAAUCCAUAAAUGUAAAAAAAAUCGAACUCUUACUGAAUCAAAGCAAUCGAAAGAUUCCCUUUAAUUCAACCACGCUAAAUGAAACGUUCAGAUACCGGUAUUUGGCAAUGUUAUUCAAACCGUAUGGAGCACAUCUCUCAGAUUUAAGCUUUUUUUUGACAGAUUUAAGCUUUUUUCCUCAGAUUUAAGCUUUCAUCUCCUAUGCUCUCAAGGCAAAAAUAGCUUAAAUCUGAAGAAAAAAGCUUGAAACGAGGUUCACGAGCAUUUAUUUACAAGAUUUUGGUCACACGACACAUAAACAAAUCGUGAAACGUUGUCGGGCUCUGUUUUAAGGCUUUUUUUCUCAUAUUUAAGCUUUAUUUACCUCGAGAGCAUAGGAGAUGAAAGCUUAAAUCUGAGAACAAAGCUUAAAUCUGAGAAAAAAAGCUUAAAUCUGAAGAAAGAAGCUUGCACCUGAGAGACGUGCUCCACACUGUUUGCAUAACGUU